This is a messenger RNA of Seminavis robusta, 1862 nucleotides long. NCBI's taxonomy places the organism in Eukaryota, Bacillariophyta, Bacillariophyceae, Naviculales, Naviculaceae. The record is from the annotation of a GenBank genome assembly.
UCAUGCCGGCAGCCAUCCUGCGAUGGUGCCCAUUCAUUAUUUCCGAUACUACGUGUAGUACCCCCGGCGUUACAUACAACUUACAUGCCAUAGAGACGACACAAAACAAACAAACACAAUAUGUUUGCCUCCAUGUCCAAAAACAAGGAUGAAAAUAAUAAUGGCAGUGACAAGGGCAAGAAGCGUUUCAACAUGAUUUCUAUUCCUCAGAAGUUUGAAUGGACGGGGAUAUCAUCCAUCAUUUCACAAGACAACAAUAAACACCACCAUAACAAUAAACCUACUGAUGCUGAUACGGAUACUGAUGAUAUUUUGACCAUUAUGGAGGGACUAAUCCUCUGGAAUGUCCUUGGGUUUGCAUUGGCGGAUACCAAGGAUUAUGUUUGCUUUUCGGCCGUCAACAAGGAAUGGAAUCAAGUGGUACGAACGCUGGUGCCACCCGUCAUGUACCAGAUCAAGGCCGUGUUGGACCACAAUAAUAACAAUAAGAGCCGCGAUGAGCUAAUACUUCAAGUCAAGGAUUUGGAACUAUUGACUGCCGUUCUGGAAAUGGUACCCGACAAGGACUCGGCCAUUUAUCGACAGGACAAUCGACGACAACACUUGGAGUGGCCUCAUUUGCAACCCCCAUUUGCCAUGAUUGUCAUGCGAUUUGUGUUUGCCGCAUCGACCAAACGAAAUAAGUUUUCCUCCAAUAUGUAUGAAAUGGUCUGCUGUUUUCUGGAAAAAAUAUCCAUCCAGACAGCACACCAAAUGAUCAAGACAUUUUACAACAACAACAGCAACACGGCAAAUAUUUUGGAGAAUCUCGUCCAAUUGUGGGUGACGUGGGAGGGGAUGGUCGGCAUUGUGGAGGCUAUUGCCGGUCAUCUCAGUCGAUAUUAUGCCGCGCAAAACAGCCUAUUGUCAUUGACCCAACAUGCCCGCCACUGCUUUGUCGCAGUCCUCUUGUCGGGUCCCGAAUUCCCCUAUGGGCUGGCGGAACUGUUGGGGCACAUGCAGGGAACAAAAGUACUCAACAAUAUGCCAAGGGAUCUGGUGCUGCGAGCCUAUCAUGCCAGUAUCGCCAUUGCAUCGUUUCCUACAGAAUUACAACAACACUGGGACCAAGUGGGGGGCUUUGGGGUAAUCCUACAGGCUUACAACCAAAUAAAAGCCCAAGUGGAAGAAAGCAUUCUUCCAUCAGAAGAAGAAGAAGAAGAAGAAGAAGAAGAGCAAAUAGCGCAGGUUGUUGGGCAGCCACAACACCAAGAAGAAGAAGAGAAAGCUAAUUUCCAUCUCACACUCAUGUUCCCCAAUGGAACCAAGCUGAAUGCUCUACAUCAUUUUGUAGAGUCCAGUAUACUCUUGAAGAAUAUGCACUUUGCAAAUGGGGAUGCUAUUCGAUGGCAUGGAGAUGAGGAUAUUCCACAUUUUGUUAAGGCAUUGGUGUUUUAUGCCCUGGAUGAAAAGACUCCGAUGCCUCCCACUUUUCCAGCACCACUUCCACAUGGUGUACACCUCACAUCUAUCCUGGGGGCGGAGAAUGCACAGUUUGCAAGGUUGGUGGAACCGCACUCCGCCCAGGAGCUGUUGGUUCUCAUUCAUUUUUGCAGCUUUUUGAACUUGGAAAAGCUAGCGACAUUGUGUGGCAUGGCGAUUGCCUUGAAGAUUAGGGAAAUGAAUCCAGCGGAACUUCGGACAAUAAAUCUGACGAGAAUAAAUGAAUGAUCUGUAUUAUAGACCUCUUUUGAGGUUGGGCCAGCUAGAUUAGAAAAUCCAAUGCACCUUCUCUGACUCUAUAGCUCGCUAGCUAGGUUUGUCACUAUUUACUCUUGGUUGGUUUGUUCUUCUGUUGUUAUGGGAUAGCUACUAGUAGUUCA